CACAUGCUUCUCUUUGGGGACGAGUUACCAUGAGGACUGAAGGGACGGUAACGUUAGGUUGCGUGGUGAACAAUGGUGAGCUGUAAACAAAUUCAUCUAAUCUUUUUAAGGGACCACACGUGUUUGGGUUUUUACUUUCCUUUAUAGAAAAUGCAAGUUUCUGUUCCAGUCAGCAACCCCCACAAAGGACAGACCACGAACAGCCAGCUCCUGAGCAGGACUAUGGAUGCCUCCCACACGUUUGUCUUGAAACAUGCCAAGGACGAAAGAGUCAGUCUGUUUUCUAAAUCCCCUUCACCCCUGGACGCCCACACAGAGUUCCAGUAACUGAUGACCUUCAGUCGAAUGGCUUUAUCGGGUCCCAUGAAGAGGCGGAUCCUGCUCUCCCUCUGCUUCCUCUGCGUUUUACUGCUGUGUCUUUUCAAUGGAUGGCAGAGAAGCUUCAACGGUCCGCCGCCUGUCAAUCCCAUCAGUACCUGCAGGAGCAACUGCAGCAGCAACAAAACAACGGUGACCAUCCUGCUGUGGCACCGGCCGUUCAAUACGCCGCUCAGCCUGGAGGGUGACGUGUGCUGGGAUCUCUACCACAUCCCUCGCUGUCGGCUGGUGGACCAACGCUCCUUUUUGUCCUCUGCCGAUGUGGUGGUAUUCCACAACCGAGAGCUGAUGAGCGGCCAUCAGAAGCUGCCUGUUGACUCUCCGCGACCACAGGGUCAGAGGUGGGCCUGGAUGUCCCUGGAGGCACCCGUUCAUAAUGGGGAUUUGAGGCGUUUUGCACAUAUGUUUAACAUGACGAUGAGCUACAGGAGGGAUGCAGAUAUCCCAAUACCCUACGGCGAGCUGCUACCAAAAGAGGCUGACGGCCAGCUGACUGAAGAUGUCCCUCUGAAUAAGACCACCCUGGUCUGUUGGGUGGUCAGUAACUACAACAGGUACCAGAAAAGGAGCAAAGUCUACAAAGAACUUAAAGCCACAGUCGAUGUGAAAGUUUAUGGGCGCUGGACAAAGAAGCCCCUCCCCUCUGAAGACCUGUUGCCUACAAUCUCUCGCUGCUACUUUUAUUUGGCUUUUGAGAAUUCACUCAGCAAAGAUUAUAUCACAGAGAAGCUGUGGAAGAAUGCUUACCUCGGCAGGGCCGUGCCUGUUGUACUGGGUCCACAACUGAGCGAUUAUCAAGCCGUGGCUCCACCCAACUCCUUCAUCCACGUCGACCAAUUCCCAUCAGUGAGGGAAUUGGGAAAGUACUUACAAAGUCUGGCCGAGGACAAGAAACACUACUCGGACUAUUUUAACUGGAAACUGAAGUGGAGUGUGAAAUUACACACAGACUGGAGGGAAAGACUGUGCAAGAUCUGCCCACAGUACAACCGUUUACCUGAGCAGAAGGUUUACUCAGACCUGCAGGCCUGGGUCAACGCUGAUAGCGCCUGACCUUUUACAAGUGGCGCUGUCAGUUCACCUGCGCUCUUGACACGUGCACACACGAUGACCAUAUUACUGUUUGUGGUACUGUAGUAAUCACUACACUAUUUAAAACGUGAAGCAAUCUAAAUGUAGUUAUUUUUUUAUGGAAUCAUGUAUAAAUUCACAUGACAUUGUCACAACUUCUUACUGUAUCAAGAACAGCGACUGAGUUUGUACUCUUGUUAUUCUUAACAUUUUAGAACUGACUCCUGCUAUCUCUCUAUCUUUUAGUAUGUUGUACUUCCUGCUGAGUUACACAAAGUUGUUGAGUCUGCACACUAAACUACCAUGCAGUUAGGUUGGGUUCACAGAGCUGCUGUUGUGUGGUUGUGUCAAAUAAACACAAAUAUAUUUAUGUAAUUUUGUUGUGUACAAUGUUCAAGAAGUAAAAGAAA
Salarias fasciatus (jewelled blenny) is the source of this 1859-nucleotide messenger RNA. Its product is annotated as alpha-(1,3)-fucosyltransferase 7-like. Gene Ontology annotation, molecular function: alpha-(1->3)-fucosyltransferase activity. Bases 331 to 1431 code for a protein of 366 amino acids. NCBI's taxonomy places the organism in Eukaryota, Metazoa, Chordata, Actinopteri, Blenniiformes, Blenniidae. Gene Ontology annotation, cellular component: membrane. The record is from RefSeq and is a predicted model, not a curated record. The transcript has 3 exons.